Messenger RNA from Uranotaenia lowii, 510 nucleotides. Its product is annotated as eukaryotic translation initiation factor 4E-like. Gene Ontology annotation, cellular component: eukaryotic translation initiation factor 4F complex. The coding region runs from base 97 to 510 and encodes 137 amino acids. Gene Ontology annotation, molecular function: RNA 7-methylguanosine cap binding; translation initiation factor activity. The record is from RefSeq and is a predicted model, not a curated record. Gene Ontology annotation, biological process: translational initiation. The transcript has a single exon. Lineage: Eukaryota; Metazoa; Arthropoda; Insecta; Diptera; Culicidae.
AAGCCCCAGCGAAGCAAAAUUUUCCUGUCCCCUGUUUCAAUCAACGUGUCUGGACAGACAUUUCGACGAGCUGACGAGCUGAGCCGAUUUGCAAUCAUGGCUGGCGAAACCGAUGAGGAGGUUGAGCGACGACGGGGGAGCGCCGAGCAAAAUCAUACCGAGCAGUACGGCAUCGUCGAUCCGGAUCGCAUCAUCAAGAAUCCGCUGCAAUUCCAGUGGACGCUCUGGUAUCAGGAACCGGAUAAGAACAAGUCGUGGGGAGACAAUCUGAACGAGGUGGCCACCGUCGGUACCGUUGAGGACUUCUGGAGAUUGUACAACCAAAUCAGGAGCCCGUCGGACCUGAAGACCGGGUGCGAUUAUUCGAUGUUCAAGCAGGGCAUUCGCACCAUGUGGGAAGACGAGAAGAAUUUCCGCGGCGGCCGGUGGGUGAUCAACGUGCUCCAGCAGCAGCGCCGAGAACGGGAUGAAAUUGCGAUUUGGACCUCCACCGUCAUGAGAAAGCCGUAA